CUUAGGUUGGCGGAAAGGGAGCACGGGCCGGUCGGGAGAUCAUCUACUUAGGUGUCUCGCUCUCCCCCGACCCCCACGCCGUUCCAGGAACCCCACGUCCCCAUUUCCCCCUGGUGCUGCCGCCACAACACGUCACGCCUCCAACCUCGGCUUGGAGAGUGUGUUGCGUUAACCUCUCCUCCCCCAACUCAUGCAUUCCACGACGUAUGCAAAGGGGAAACGAUAUGGCGUACUGGGAUACCUACCGGAGCCGGGCUCAACAGAGGCUGAGUUAUGGGAGCUAAAUAGAAAACAAUCUCCCCUCCUGCGCCUCCCCCCAGAGAUACGCAACAAAAUUUACCGUCUCCUCCUCUCCAACAUGGGCAUCCACGUCCUCCACGAUCCGAAAACAGGAUCCUUCCACUGCCUCUCCCUCCGAGCCGGCGCGAAUCCCUGGACUUGUGUCCCCACGACCACGUCCCCGACGAGGCAGAUACUAGAACCAGAAAGAAAAAGCCCCAAGACCAAGAAGAAGAGAUCACGAUCGGUCCUCGGACGAGGUCUGACGCUUCUGGUCCUAGUCUGCAGACAACUCUACCACGAGACGGAACUUAUACCCUACCGCGAGUGCGCGUGGAGUUGGGCUACGCCUGGGUUGAUGGAGCGGCAUUUGCUUGUGGAGAGGCGGAUGGGAAUUGCGCAGAGGAGGGUGUUGAGGGAGGUUUGUGUUCGGGGGAUCCAAGGGUUUGGGAAUUGUAGUCGGAAGGUUAGGGGGUCUUUGGUGGGGUUGGAGGUCAUUUGGUUUUGGGAGGGGACGGGUGGCGGCGGUAGCACGGGGGAAGGGAAGGGGAGAGAGAGGGGGUGUGGAGGGUGGGUUUGUGAGAUUGUUGAGAGGGGGAGGGUUGAGGUUGGUGUUGGGAGGCCGAACUGAGGGUCUUGACGAUGGUGAUGGCGGCGCUUGGUGGUUUGGGAGGGGUUGUUUGAGGCGAGGAUUUGAGGGCAUCGUGAGCUUGUGCUCUGCGGCGUCUAUGAGACAUGAGGCUAUGAGGCUGAUGAUAUUGGGCACACAAGAGGGCACCAUACUUUCACGAUACAUGGGGUAGACUACGAGUAUGAAUUUCGAGCCUUCAAAGUGUCUGUCCCCUUACUACGGGAACGACAUUAAACCAACUUGAUGCCCCCCUACCUCUG
Messenger RNA from Colletotrichum godetiae, 1170 nucleotides. RefSeq lists its product as uncharacterized. Bases 191 to 910 code for a protein of 239 amino acids. Lineage: Eukaryota; Fungi; Ascomycota; Sordariomycetes; Glomerellales; Glomerellaceae. The transcript has 2 exons. The record is from RefSeq and is a predicted model, not a curated record.